UGAACGUUUAUAUUAACUGCCUAAGCGGUCUGCUCUCAAAAAACAACACAGCGAACCUACCUGUGUAUACCAACGCUUUGCUGAACGUUAAAGAAACGUACAUUUCAGAAAGGUUAUUUUCCGGCUAGUUGAAUCUUGGAAAUCUGCUUCUGAACAAUGGCGUUGGCCAAGCCAAAGAGUGAACUUACAUCCGAGGAGCUAGCUAAGCGAGAGGAAGAAGAAUUCAACACCGGUCCUUUAUCUGUGCUUACUCAGUCUGUCAAAAACAACACACAAGUUCUCAUCAAUUGUAGAAACAACAAGAAACUUCUUGGUAGAGUUAAGGCUUUUGACAGACAUUGUAACAUGGUUCUGGAAAAUGUAAAGGAAAUGUGGACAGAAGUUCCAAAAUCUGGCAAAGGCAAGAAGAAAUCUAAACCAGUAAACAAAGAUCGCUACAUUUCAAAGAUGUUUCUGCGGGGAGACAGUGUCAUUCUUGUGCUCAGGAAUCCAUUGGCAACUGCCAAGUAGUGAAAAGGACUAAAAGACUUUUAUUCAACUUGAAGGGAUGCGUUUCUUACUUAGUACAGAAAAGACUCAUUUCUGUUGUACUAUAGGAUUUAAGCAAGCUGGAGUAAUGCAGCUUUGAAUUCUAUAGGUACUGACUUGAUAUUCGGAAUUAAGUGUUGGAUCGCCGCUCAAAGGCUAGCAGCGAAAGAAGCUGUCACAGGUGGCAUCGUCUGGUGAUAAGCUAAUAUUUAAUGCAGAAUAUGCAGUACAAAAAGAGAUCAGUAACAAAUUUGAUGCAUUAAAACAAUGCAUUAAUCACAAGUAAAAAUGAAUAAAGUCAUUUUAACUUCCUUCAUUGUUUAAAAGGGUUUUUACAAACUGUUUCACUUGUACUAAUAUUUUUUUGUUUGUUUAUUGAUUAAUGAUUGUCUCAGAAAUCACACCCCCCCCCCCCCUUUCCACCUUGUAAAAAACACACAAUUGAGACAUUUGUGUAUAUAUGUGUUUUGGAAAUUUCUCCUAUCAUUUUUGUUUGCAUCGAUACCUGAAUAAAAUGCCAUGUUUGUACAGUUUUUAUUGACAAGUCAUUAUUGGAUGAAAAAACAUGUUAGCUAAAGGUAUUUGUAUUGAAUAAAUUGUGUAAUGUACAGUA
This is a messenger RNA of Anneissia japonica, 1141 nucleotides long. RefSeq names its product probable small nuclear ribonucleoprotein Sm D2. NCBI's taxonomy places the organism in Eukaryota, Metazoa, Echinodermata, Crinoidea, Comatulida, Comatulidae. Gene Ontology annotation, biological process: RNA splicing; spliceosomal snRNP assembly. Gene Ontology annotation, cellular component: precatalytic spliceosome; U2 snRNP; U1 snRNP. The transcript is spliced from 3 exons. The coding region runs from base 157 to 510 and encodes 117 amino acids. Gene Ontology annotation, molecular function: RNA binding. The record is from RefSeq and is a predicted model, not a curated record.